UCUUUUUCUUUUUCUUUUUCUUUUUCUUUUUUUCUUUUUCUUUUUCUUUUUUUUUUUUAACACUGGCCAGUGAGAACUGAGCCGUGAAAGCUGCCUGUUUUUACUUUAAAGCUUUUAUCCCUACUUUCCUAAACAACAUGUGUUGGCGUAAACAUCUCAGAUGUCAACUCACAAGAGGAGUUAUUAUGAAUCAGACUUUAUCUUUGGCUUCAUUAGAAAACUUAGUUAAAAUUAAGUAGCGUGAAAAACAACCCUGUGAAAGUCAAUACCUUGUUUUCAAGCGGAACAGAAGGUUAAGCUGAAACCGAACGUAACUACAAUUCCUAAGCAGCUGUUUCUUCAGUGUGCUAUUUUCUUGUAUUUUAGAAACUUGCUUCUUCACAAUCAAGGACACUGGUGUAUUGGUUUUCCCUUUGAUCCAUUACUCAUCCCAUCUUGGUUUGGGACACACCGCCAGCAAGGCAAUACACAGAAGACAACUGAUACAGGGAAUUAUGGCUCAGGAGCUCUCUAUGACAUCAUGCCUAUUUUUUAUAUAUUAUUGUGUUGGUACAAUUUAUAUCCAUCUCCAAGUGCAAGAUUCUGAUACUGCCCUUUAAGUUUGCACCAUACAGGCUUCUUGUGCAAAUAGGAACUUUUGUUAACCUGCUGCUAUAAAAAUAGUAGUUUGUUCAUCCAGGACAAGAUCUGGGACAAACAAUCUGCUGAGUAGUACUAACUUAAACUCUUCAAGUUUGCAUAGUUUUGUUCUGAGAAUUGCUUCCAAUUCCCCUUUAGUCAACAUUUGUGUUUGUUUAGCACUUAGAAAUCAUGUACAUAAGGAGCACAACAUGAUGAAAAACAUUUUGACAGAUUGUUCUGGAAAUCAAAUCUUUCACCUGAAGGGACACAUUGCUUGGGUGGAAAAUAACAGCUAAUUUCUUUAUGCAAAAUAGCUCUGUGGCAUACUGAAGAUACACAAAGUUAUUCACAUGGAAAAAAAAUAAAUAAAUGCGUUUGUAAGCUGUCCACACCGUAUUAUUGGAAGGUGGAAGAUGCGGAUUUACAUAGUGCUGUGACUAAAAUGGAUUUGCAUCUGCUAUGACAGGUGGUUCCAUUUCACUAGGAUGCCAGCAGUGCCUAGGUCAUCUUCCAACUUAAGAAAGGUGGUAAAUCUACUUGUAUUGCUUGGAUCAAGAGAACCUUCAUUUUCCUCCUGAGGUUAUGCUAUAUGGAGUAAUAUCCAACUAGCCUGGCUGUGGAAUGGAUUCAACGAAGGCCAAGUGCUGAAGGGCAUUAAGAUAUUGAACCUGACAGCAACACUCUAAAACUUUUGUGGGAGAGUGUGACAUUUUCUCACAUUGCACUAAGCUUGAAGAUCAGUCAGGAAAAGAAAUUCUGCCCUACCCGUGACAGUCAGACAGUGGAACAAAAAAUGCCAGUGAAGUCAAACACAGAAGAAACACUGGCUUGGUCUGACUCUGUGGAUACACUACUUGCUAAUAAAGAUGGCCUGGCAGCUUUCAGGAAGUUUUUGAAGUCAGAAUUCAGCGAGGAGAAUGUAGAGUUCUGGCUGGCUUGUGAAGAUUUCAAAAAAACCAAGUCUUCCACCAAGAUCGCAGCCAAAGCCCAAAAGAUUUACGCUGACUUCAUUGAAGCUGAUGCUCCAAAGGAGAUUAAUAUUGACUUUCAUACAAGAAAUCACAUCUCUCAGAACAUCUCAGAACCCACCCUCAGUUGUUUUGAUGAUGCCCAGAGGUUAAUCUAUAGUCUCAUGGCAAAAGACUCUUUUCCCAGGUUUCUAAGGUCAAAAGAGUAUAAGGAACUAGCAAAGAAGCAAGACAACAGAAAUGACAAAAGGUGGCUCCCAUUUUUGUGAGAAGCACUAGCGGUUAGCAGAGAAAUGAACAUGAGAGGCGAGGCUGAGCUACAAGGAGGAUGUGGUUUUGUUCGGCAGUCCCGCAGCUACCAUUCAUUUUGCAAUGAAACUUCAGUGGAAAAUCGCAACUUCCGCCUGGGCGCCGUCUCGGAAUCCUUUCAGCACUGGGGAAUUUCUGCUGAUUGAAGUCACGGUGAGGACAGCAAUCAGGACUGCUGAAAUUACAUAAUUUACUCAAAUAUAUAGCAAGCCAUUUUUCCCUCUUACAAAUCCAAGUCUCGUUUUCAGAAGAGGUGAGGUCAAGUCGCCUUUCUCAGUGGGCCAAGAAGGAAGCCCAAAAAAUCUGCUGCACCAAUGGUUGUGAUCUAAGGAAAAGAGUGCCUUGAAAUAGCCUGUUCUAGUGUUAGAUAUGGAGGUUGGCAGCCCCGCCUGAGGAAGGGGUUUUGGAGCUUGAUGAUCCUUGAGGUCCCUUCCAACCCAAGCCAUCCUAUGAUUCAAUGAUUCUAUGUGUGAUAAUGAAAUCACAGAUGCCUGACAGUGCUCUUUUUCGAAUUCCACAUUCCUGACUUUAUCACAAAGAAAACCAGAGAGCAGUAGAGCAGGAGGCUGUCAGGGAUCUCUAAUUCCUGGCCGAAAACAUAAAAAAAAGUCCAUCUUCAUAAAAAUAAUCCCUUAUACUUUUUCUGGUAACUCUAUAAAGAAAUAGUGGGAAACCCCCAGUGGAAACACAUACGUCUGCACAGACGAACAUAGACUAUAUCCAGAGAGGUGGGUAUCUGACUAAUUCUCUGAUCACCAGUCUAAUUAUCAUUAGAAAAAAUAAACCGUUCUUAGCAUAUUAUUUUAAUAAUUCUGUAAUAAAGUAUCAUGGAGGAUUUUAAUGCUAUUUCAGUUAAUUUAGGAUGCUUAAACAGAAAUGUACAGUAAUUACACUUUUAGGGGUUAUCAACAACUCAAGUAUAAUAGAGCAUACUAAGUUUGCCAUAAUCUUCGAAUUAAAACUACAUCAACAAAGUAAAUUAAAAAAAUUGUUGAGCAGACCUUUCAAAUCUUUAUAAAUUAAUCUUUUUUUUCUCCUGUUUAAAUCUGAGAAAG
Centrocercus urophasianus (Greater sage-grouse) is the source of this 2953-nucleotide messenger RNA. RefSeq names its product regulator of G protein signaling 21 (gene RGS21). The record is from RefSeq and is a predicted model, not a curated record. Bases 1415 to 1858 code for a protein of 147 amino acids. Lineage: Eukaryota; Metazoa; Chordata; Aves; Galliformes; Phasianidae. The transcript has 6 exons.